GCACCCGGGGCGGGGAUCCCGGUUUCCCUGCCCGGGUCCCGCUCCCGCCCGCUCCCCGCCGCCUCCCGGCCCAGCGGGGCGGGACGCGCCUGCGCGACGCCGGCGGAAGCGCCGCCCGCCCGCGGAUGUUGUCGCUGCGCGGCCCCGCUGAGCUCCCCGCUGCGUGUUGCUCUGUGCGCCGUACCGCCAUGGCCGACGACAACGAAGAGCUGCAGGCGGAUGAGGAGCUCCCGGCUCCGGCCGAGGACGCGUUCGAGCAGCUGGAGAACGACAGCCCUGCCGAGCGCAGCGGGCACGUGGCCGUCACCGACGGGCGCUGCAUGUACGUCUGGGGAGGCUACAAGAAUGCCCAAGUCAGGGGAUUUUAUGACUUCUAUCUGCCUAGAGAUGAAAUAUGGAUCUACAACAUGGAAACUGGAAGAUGGAAGAAGAGUAGAACAGAGGGUGACAUCCCGCCCUCCAUGUCCGGGAGCUGCGCCGUGUGCGUGGACAGGGUGGUUUACCUGUUCGGGGGGCACCAUGCCCGCGGCAACACCAACAAGUUCUACAUGUUAAAUUCCAGAUCCACGGACAAAGUGCUGCAGUGGGCCAGAGUGGAGUGUCAGGGGGUUCCCCCUUCGUCAAAGGACAAACUUGGCGUCUGGGUUUACAAAAACAAGCUGAUAUUUUUUGGAGGCUAUGGUUAUUUUCCUGAGGGGAAGCAACGGGGAACUUUUGAAUUUGAUGAAACCUCUUUUUGGAAUUCAGGUCUUCCUAGAGGGUGGAAUGACCACGUGCAUGUUCUGGACACUGAAACCUUUACUUGGAGCCAGCCUAUAACUACGGGUAAAACCCCGUCGCCACGAGCAGCUCACGCCUGCGCUACCGUCGGGAACCGGGGCUUCGUGUUCGGCGGCAGAUACAGGGAGUCCAGGAUGAACGACCUGUACUAUCUGAAUCUGGAUACGUGGGAGUGGAAUGAAAUAACCACGCAGGGCCUGUGUCCCGUGGGCCGCUCCUGGCAUUCCCUAACGCCCAUCUCCUCCGACCACCUCUUUCUCUUCGGAGGAUUCACCACGGACAAGCAGCCGCUGAGUGACGCCUGGAUUUACUGUAUCAGCAAGAAUGAGUGGAUACCGUUUGAACAUAACUACUCUGAAAAACCAAGGUUGUGGCACACGGCCUGCGCCAGCGAAGAGGGAGAGGUGAUCGUCUUCGGGGGCUGCGCCAACAACUUACUCGCCCAUUCGAAAGCUGCUCACAGUAAUGAAAUCCUCGUGUUUUCUCUACAACCGCGAUCUCUCGUAAGGCUGUGCCUCGAAGCCGUCAUUUGCUUCAAGGAGAUGCUGGCGAGUUCCUGGAACUGCCUCCCCAAGCACUUGCUGCACAGCGUCAACCAGCGUUUCGGAAGCAACAACACCUCGGGCUCCUGAGCAGGUGUAAUAAUUGUACCCAGCGUGGCAACCAUUCAACUUGUAUAGGUUAAAUAGCUGUAUUGUCGUAGGUAGGUGCUUCUUGCCUUUAAGUUGCAUGUGAAUGGCCUAGAGAGAACCUAUUUUUGUGUAAAGAUGUUUGCAAUAAAUGUAUUUAAUGCAAGUGGAGAUGUAUGCUGUGCUUAAGCUAAAAACUAGUUCUGGGUUUGGCCACGUUGAAGUAGGCGUAGGGGCCAACACCGCGAGAGAAGAGCGAGUGUGUGUGUGUGGAGAUACUGGUGGAGGCCCCAGCACAGGGCUUGAGGACUUACUGGUUGUGCAGGAAGCACCCAGACUAGAGGAGAGGAGCACAGCUUUAGUCUGGGCUCAAGAUCGCAGUCCUGGCUUAGUCUACAGCGUUAAUAAACUGCUUAACAUUGUGCCACAAAUGCUCUAAGGUCAGAGAAAUGGGGUUUGGAAGUUGUACCUUGUCAGAGUUGAUCAGUGUUGUAACGCUGCAGCUGUGAGGGCACCGCCACUCUGCUUGUUCGUAGCUUUGUUGUUUUGGAACUCUCGGUGUUGUGGAACUUCAAUGGUGAACCCUGGGCAGCAGAUAUUCUGCCCUGAGAGGGGGAACGGAAGCGCUUGAGCCGUUAGCGGCCGCGUCUGUCACCUGUGGAGCUCGUGUAUGGCGGGAACAGCCAGAGCCACCAGGGACCCCGAAAAGCGGCCUCAGCUCAUCCACAGCCCAGCAGGUGACACUGGGGACAAGGACGGGCUGUGCUGCUGGGGGAAAGGGGUGAGAUCAUGUUUAAGCUGUCCUCAAAAUAAAAUAAAAAUAAAAUCUUUGACUUGUAAAACCAAA
Molecule: messenger RNA, 2256 nt
Organism: Columba livia (rock pigeon)
Lineage: Eukaryota; Metazoa; Chordata; Aves; Columbiformes; Columbidae
Gene: KLHDC2
Product: kelch domain containing 2
Exons: 14
Coding region: 126-1412 (428 amino acids)
Molecular function (GO): protein binding
Source: RefSeq, a predicted model, not a curated record